Molecule: messenger RNA, 2812 nt
Organism: Poecile atricapillus (Black-capped chickadee)
Lineage: Eukaryota; Metazoa; Chordata; Aves; Passeriformes; Paridae
Gene: MYOG
Product: myogenin
Exons: 2
Coding region: 303-1046 (247 amino acids)
Biological process (GO): positive regulation of myoblast differentiation; muscle organ development; positive regulation of transcription by RNA polymerase II
Molecular function (GO): DNA-binding transcription factor activity, RNA polymerase II-specific; RNA polymerase II cis-regulatory region sequence-specific DNA binding; protein dimerization activity
Source: RefSeq, a predicted model, not a curated record
GGAUGGGGGUGCCGCCUGCUCCCAGCCGUGCCCGAAGGGAGCCGCAGGAUGCCGGGGGGGAGCUGCACCCGCCCGGGGUCCCCAGUGGCACCUCGGGGCCCCCACAAAGCCCCAGCCGGGCCGGGCACUGUAAUCCCCGUGGGGAGAGCGCACAGAAUCAGACGGACAAGUUUUCAUGUGAGGCAGCAGCUUAGGGUGGGCUCAGGUUUCCUUUGGGUUUUCUAUAUUUAUCUCCGUGAUUUAAUGCCAGCACCGAGCAGUUGGCGCGGGGAGAGGGAGCAGCAGCAGCCCCCGAGCCGCCCAUGGAGCUCUUCGAGACCAACCCCUACUUCUUCCCCGAGCAGAGGUUUUUCGAUGGGGAAAACUUUCUGGGCUCCCGCCUGCAGGGCUACGAGCCCGCGGCGUUCCCCGAGCGCGCCGGGGCUGCCCCGGGAGCCGAGGGCAGGGUGGCUCCGGAGGAGCAGGAGGCGCUGGCCGAGCACUGUCCGGGCCAGUGCCUGCCCUGGGCCUGCAAGGUGUGCAAGAGGAAAUCCGUGUCCAUGGACCGGCGGCGGGCGGCCACGCUGCGGGAGAAGCGGCGGCUCAAGAAGGUGAACGAGGCGUUCGAGGCCCUGAAGCGCAGCACCCUCCUGAACCCGAACCAGCGGCUGCCCAAGGUGGAGAUCCUGCGCAGCGCCAUCCAGUACAUCGAGCGGCUGCAGAGCCUGCUCAGCUCCCUCAACCAGCAGGAGCGGGAGCAGCGGGAGCUGCGCUUCCAGCCCGCCGCAGCCAGCGAGUGCGGGUCCGGCAGCUCCUCCUGCAGCCCCGCCUGGAGCAGCCAGCUGGAGUUCAGCACCAACCCUUCAGGUAAGGCCAUCCUCACCUCCUGGGCACCGCUGGGCUCUGCAGGGAGUGGGGACAGCAGGGACCAGGAGAUGCCUGGAGCAAAAGACAGGAGCAAUCUCGUCCUCCUCUCCCCAUCUCACUGCUGCAGAGUGAUCAACUCAGGAAUCCUACAGCACCUCCUUGGCUCAAUGCUCAGCAGUUCAGGGUUCUCCCAGCCCUGAUUCCACCGACCCUUGGGAGCUGAGGAAUUGGGCUGCAGGAGCCUGGGCCCUGGUGCCUUCAUCCCCAGCAAGGGUUUCAUCUGCUGCCAUCCCUUGGCUUGGCUUUGCUGUCUGUGCUGCUGGGCAUGGCUGGGCAGCGCUGCCCCAGACCUUCCUCUCUCCCUGCACCCCCUCAGCAGCUGCUGCUCUUUUUUUCCAUGCUUGCCAUUAUCCCCACCCUGCCAAAUCCACCUGUUAUUUCCCCCAGAAGGCAGAAACUUAAAUCUCAUUUUCCAGUGGAGAUUAAAACCUAUUCAGGGUCCAAAAGUUUCAAAAGUUGUUGCUCUCUCAUCCUUCCCAGGGUGGGGGCUGGCAGCAGGUUCCGAGGUCACUCUGGCCAUGUGGGGGAUUAUGGGGCCAUAGAAUCAUAGAAAAAAAAUCAGCGAAUUGUUAAGGGUGCAAAAGAUCAUCAUGUCCAACCCUCAGCCAUGAUCACCACUAACCUAAACCCCCCUGAGCAGAACCAGGAGCUAUCUCCAGCACACAGCCCCCAUUCCCAGCAGUGUCCUCACCCUCCUGUCUCCCCAGAUCCCAUUCCCUGCAGUGUCCUCACCCUCCUGUCUCCCCAGAUCCCAUUCCCUUCACUGUCCUCACCCUCCUGUCUCCCCAGAUCCCUUUCCCAGCCGUGUCCUCACCCUCCUGUCUCCCCAGAUCCCAUUCCCUUCACUGUCCUCACCCUCCUGUCUCCCCAGAUCCCAUUCCCAGCCGUGUCCUCACCCUCCUGUCUCCCCAGAUCCCAUUCCCUUCACUGUCCUCACCCUCCUGUCUCCCCAGAUCCCAUUCCCUUCACUGUCCUCACCCUCCUGUCUCCCCAGAUCCCAUUCCCUUCACUGUCCUCACCCUCCUGUCUCCCCAGAUCCCAUUCCCAGCCAUGUCCUCACCCUCCUGUCUCCCCAGAUCCCAUUCCCAGCAGUGUCCUCACCCUCCUGUCUCCCCAGAUCCCAUUCCCAGCCGUGUCCUCACCCUCCUGUCUCCCCAGAUCCCUUUCCCUGCAGUGUCCUCACCCUCCUGUCUCCCCAGAUCCCUUUCCCUUCACUGUCCUCACCCUCCUGUCUCCCCAGAUCCCUUUCCCUUCACUGUCCUCACCCUCCUGUCUCCCCAGAUCCCUUUCCCUGCAGUGUCCUCACCCUUCUGUCUCCCCAGAUCCCAUUCCCAGCAGUGUCCUCACCCUCCUGUCUCUCCAGAUCCCAUUCCCAGCCGUGUCCUCACCCUCCUGUCUCCCCAGAUCCCAUUCCCUUCACUGUCCUCACCCUCCUGUCUCCCCAGAUCCCAUUCCCAGCCGUGUCCUCACCCUCCUGUCUCUCCAGAUCCCAUUCCCUUCACUGUCCUCACCCUCCUGUCUCCCCAGAUCCCAUUCCCAGCAGUGUCCUCACCCUCCUGUCUCUCCAGAUCCCAUUCCCUUCACUGUCCUCACCCUCCUGUCUCCCCAGAUCCCAUUCCCAGCAGUGUCCUCACCCUCCUGUCUCCCCAGAUCCCAUUCCCUUCACUGUCCUCACCCUCCUGUCUCCCCAGAUCCCUUUCCCUGCAGUGUCCUCACCCUUCUGUCUCCCCAGAUCCCAUUCCCUUCACUGUCCUCACCCUCCUGUCUCCCCAGAUCACCUCCUGGCUGAAGAGGCAGCUGAGGAUCACAAUCUCCACUCUCUGUCUUCCAUCGUGGAGAGCAUUGCCGUGGGGGACGUGGCCGUGACGUUUCUGGAGGAGCAGGGUCAGAACUGAGCUGGUGCAAA